This is a messenger RNA of Leptinotarsa decemlineata (Colorado potato beetle), 4737 nucleotides long. RefSeq lists its product as uncharacterized. NCBI's taxonomy places the organism in Eukaryota, Metazoa, Arthropoda, Insecta, Coleoptera, Chrysomelidae. Gene Ontology annotation, molecular function: protein binding. The record is from RefSeq and is a predicted model, not a curated record. Gene Ontology annotation, biological process: intracellular signal transduction.
ACAGUGACAGAGACGUCAAGAUCUGAAACUUCGUAGAUUUUCAUCUUAUAAAUUAUCCAUUUACAGCUGAUUUGAAAUGUAAUUAGAGCACAGGUAGAUGAUACACUGUGUUAGGACUAUGGCUGAUAGGAAUGAUCCACUGGUAUCAUUUGUCAUACUUGUGCCAUCUCCUAUUAAAUAUGAUUUGAAUACAGAGUGAUAUUUUAAUAAAUAUGGAUGCAAUUGUGGCCAAAUGAAGUGAAAAAGUUGCCGUUUGCAAUGGAAGCCUCGAAUGAGCUUCUUAUGCAAGCUGUUUAUGAAAAAGAUGUGAAAUUGAUUAACUGUUGCCCAUCCAGAGGUAUCAACAUUAACAAAAUUUGCUCUAAUGGCAUGACCCUCCUAGGGGCUGCUGCACAAACUGGAAAUAUAUCAAUAUUGAAAGCAUUAAUAGAGCACCAUGGCCCCUCCUCGAAUCUGGAUUUUCAAAACGAAAAUAUCUCCAAACCACAAUACUUACAACUUGAAAAUGCAGCACCGAAAUCAUUCAAAAAUAUUGGAUACUUUGUAGUUUGUAGAGAUAUAGAAGAAAACGAGUUUGGAGAUGGGCCCACCCCUGAUGGAAUGGAAGCUCUUGAAUGGGAUAUGGAAGUUAGCGAAACACAUUUUUCACCAGAUGAUAACAGUCUUGAAGGAGAUGUGAACAAUAUGUACAAAUGGUAUGCCAAUAUACUGAACAGGACCUCUAUCAUGCUUGAAUCACCAGAUCGAGACGUUACUCGACUAGAUCGACAUGGCCAAAGUGUUCUACACUAUGCUGUCAAUUCAGGAAAUAUCGACAUGGUCGAAUAUCUUAUGUCCAUCUUCGGCAAAGAGUUGAGCAUUUACCAAAAUGACGCUUGCUGCUUCAGCCCGUUACACAUGGCAGCCGCAAAUGAAGAUUGUGAGAUGGUCAGGUGGUUGCUGAAGAAGGGAGCCACUGUCAAUGCAGUUGGAGGGAGGCAUAGACAAAGUGCCCUUCAUGUUGCUGCAAGAGGGGCUUAUCUUGGUGUUAUGAGGAUUUUGAUUGAAGCAGGAGCUGAUAUUAAUGUAGUAGAUUUGGAUGAACAUUCUCCACUAACACUAGCUGUUCGUAAUGGAAACCCAGAAACUGUCAGAUAUCUGAUAAAAAAAGGUGCUAGAGUAAACCAUGAGGAGCCAGGUGCAGUAACAUCAUUACGGUUGGCAGUUUGGGCAAAUAAUGCUCCUCUGGUCAAGGUGCUGUUAGAGGGAGGAACCAGAAUAAUACAUUCCCAUCAUUUGCUUCAUUCUGCAGUUUCAAACAAUAAUUUGGAAAUGGUACAAAUGCUCCUAGAAGGGGGAGCCAUGUUGAAUGCAAGAGACGAUCAGGGUCAUACACCACUCAUGUUGUCUUGUUCUAGAAAAAAUUUGGCUAUAGCUAGAUACCUUCUCUCAUGCGGUGCAGACGUCAAUGCGGCCAGCCUCAUCGAUGGCAAAACAGCCCUCCACAUCUGUGUCCAAGAUGUUCGCGAAGCGAGGAGCGUCCAGCAGCUGAUAGAACUCCUGGUAAGCAAAGGAGCCGACAUGAACGCUCCCAGCUACCAGGGAAAUGUCCUGUUUUACUCCAUCAUUCUGGAGAACCGGAGUGCAGCUGUAGCUCUGAUACAGCAUGGAGCAGACGUCAAUGUUAGAGACGAACGUGCCUACGUUGACAACCUCAGUCUAGCGAAACGUCACGGAAACCUGGAUCUAGUCAGGAUAAUAGUUUAUAGCGGUUUCAGGAUGUCGGAAAUGAUCUGGGACCCGCGAGCAUUACGUAGUCGGUCUUCUGACCCCACCUGUGAUUUUCUAGUUCAUGUCAAGACGAAUCCUUUGAACUUGCGUGAGCUGUGUAGGAUCAGCAUUCGGAAGCGAAUCGGGACCAAAGAAUUACUCGAGCGAAUUUCGACACUGCCUUUACCUCCGAUUUUACUUAGAUAUUUGACGUUAGAGAUACUGUAGAAGCAAAGAAUGUAAACUUUCAUGGUCGAAACUAUUUUCUGGGUUUAUUGGCCGAGAGUUUACAGGUUUUUAUGCCUGAAGUUUCGGUAAAAACUGCGGUAGACAUUAUUAAAGGUGAUGAGGUAACUGUCGCAGUGCUCUAGUCUUUCUCAUAGCAUAUAUUACAUCAUUCGGGAAUCAGGUUGAUUGUCCUUCUACAUGUAUCUUUUUUGUAAUUUUUUUUUUCAUUUCUGUGAGAACAACUAGGGCGCAGAAUCUGUUGCCUCAAUGCCUUUGAUAAUGUAUAUCACAGUUGUAGACGGAAUGUCAGGCAUGAAAAUUCGAGGACCAAGGCUAACAAACCUGGAAACAAACUUUGACACAGUAUUGUAGACGCGUUUAUGAUCUCGGGGGAAUUCCCGUUUUAUUUGAAUUCUAGUCAUUCAGUAUUAGGAGUUUUUGUUUUGUAUCCAACAGGAUGUUUAUAUUGUUACGUAUCUGAGAUUUUUGAUUAAAGUGGUACACAUUUUCUUCAGUCAAGAUAGCUUUAUAAAAAAAAAGGUUUUUACUGUAAGAAAGGAUGUGAAAUGUCGUUAUGUUUAAUUGGUAUAUAAUAUGGGUUCGAUCUCUGCCCUAGUAUGCAAAUCAAAUGGUAAGACCUCGUUAAUCCUUAAGUCUCAACUUGGUAGUUGGUAGAGCGGUUUCUCGACGCAUGUUUCGGUAAUGAAGUAAACAUCAGGAGAUAACUAAAUGUUAAUUUUUUGCCUCUUCAGCUUAUAUGGUGUCGUUAAACGAAUUCAAAUUGAACCUAAGCGCCGUCGAAGCAGCCUAUAAAAUGAAUCAGGCAUUUGGCAAUGAUAGUUGAACGAACUGUUCAUCGUUGGUUUGCUGAAUUUCAUUCCGGAGAUUGCAGUCUCAAAGAUAAGCUCUGAACUGGUCGACCUACAGUAAUCAAGGACGAGGAUCUGAGGACCCUGGUGGAAACUCGCAUGUGGUUUUUGAUGGUUUUAAACGUAUUGGAAAGGUCAAAAAACCCUAAAAGUGGGUGUCCCCGAUUCAAACGAUCAACAGAAAUUGUCCCAGUUCGAGGUCUGUUCUUUGCUUUUGCGCAUCCAAAAAGUCCUUUUUUGGAUCAGAUCAUCACUUGUCAUGAAAAGAGGAUCUUCUACUCCAACAUGAGACGUUCAGAACAAUGGUUGGGCACUGAUGAGGGGUGUCCCCCGAUUUAAACGAACAACAGAAAUUUUCCCGUUUCAAGAUCUGUUCUUCUUUGCUGUUGCGCAUCCAAAAAGUCCCUUUUUUAAAUCGGAUCGUUACGUGUCAUGAAAAGUGGAUCCUCUACUUCUCAAAGGCAUAAACCCACCAAAAAAGAUCAUGGUAAGUGUAUGAUGGUCAGCGGUUGAUGUGGUUUAAUAACUUUUUGCAUCAGGGCCAAACCAUCACAGCAGAGUCCUAUUGUAAGGAAAUCGACGAAAUGUUCCAAAAAUUUCGUUAGCAGCCGUCGGAACUAGUCAACAACGCCCUUCUGCACGUUUCACAAUUAAUAGUGAGUUUCGCUUCAGAAAUCUAUGAAAUCAAUAACUGUUUAAAUUAAAUAAACCUCACUAUAUGAUUUAUUUCGAGAUCUAGGUAGGAAAGUAUGAAGUGUUUGGAAAUUUCUAGAUAACAUUCAAGACCAAUUAUAAUUGAGUUUGUUCCAAUUAUAAUUACAACUGAGACAGUUAAAAAAAAAGUUAUAAGCCAGAUUUGUAACAAUAUAAAUGUUUAUGUUAAUCGAUAUGAUGAUAUUGUUUUAUGUUAUCGCCAAAUUAUGAGCUUUAUCAUGUGUAUUUGGACUUCAGAUAUUACUGUUACACUUUUGGGUUUUGUAGAACUGUUUAAGAACUAACAACUUCGAUAUUCAGAUACUACAACUAUUCAAAAUUAGUAUCUGGUAUCAAGCUUGGACACUUGUUGGAUUGUUGUCCAAGAAUGUAUUAUUGAUGGAGCUUCGGCUAGUACCUGAAAUUUUUUUUUAAAUAUAUAUUUUGUAGAUAGUUUCGGUUUUCAAAGCGCUUCCCACACAACAUUUCAUGUAAAUUCUUCAAUCCAUUUUUUUCGCCAGAAGAAAAUCGUCGAGAACCCUAAACACUACUUACUUUCAUGCCUGUCACCAACAAACUAAACAGCUGAAACUGUGAACAACUGUUCGAAACUAGUGUACCAACAUAAAAAACGGUUGGGACCGGCGGUAAAAAGAUAAGACCUUGUGUGACGACAGCUGGUUUACAGAAAAACAGACAUUACCAGUUGUAUUCAACUUUGGCUUUACUUUCUGAUAUGAAAAACAAAAUACAAGGUAUAGAUGACUAGGUGAUUUUUUUCUUUGACAAAAAAAAUGGGUUUUCACCAGUAAUUCAUCAGGAUGAAUUGAAAGUUUGCUUUUCUAUUCUAUCCUUUUAUUUGUUCAGUUGUGAGGAUGAUGAAAAGUAAGUCAUGUACAAAUUUCGAGUUUUUUCCAAUAAUUGAUUGUUCUUGAACAUUCAGAGAACGAUUCCAAAAACCCAAAAAUGUAAUUAUUGUUUGUAUUUAUCCAAAUACACUUACAGCAAGUUAUUGAGUCACAUUUUCUAGGAGGUUAUUUGAAUAUAUGUAUUCAAAUGACUGUAUUAAUUUGUUUUGAUUUACAUAAUUGAAUUUUGUAUUUUGUAGUUACCAAAAAACUAACUGAAAAGUGUAAACUGUCUGGAAGAGAGAUGAAAGCUUUAAAAUAUAUAGAAAGAGAAGUUUAUAGAAGUUUUA